GAAACAAGAUGGCGGCUGAAGGCGAUCCGGAGUGGGGCCCCAGCAAUUCGGAUUGAGCCUUCUCCCUCCACCCGCUUCCGUCGGCCGGGCCCCUCCCGCCCGGCCCCGCGGGCCUCCCCACCCGGCCCCGGCGCUCCCCACCGCCCCCCCUGCGCCCGCCCCUCCCCCUUCGCUUUCCUUCUCCCCCCGCCUCGGCUCCGACAUGAGGGGCCGGCGGGGCAGGCCGCCCAAGCAGCCCGCGGCUCCCGCUGCGGAGCGCUGCGCCCCGGCCCCGCCGCCGCCGCCGCCGCCGCCGCCCACGUCCGGACCCAUCGGGGGGCUCCGCUCGCGGCACCGCGGCAGCAGCCGGGGCAGGUGGGCCGCCGCCCAGGCUGAGGUGGCGCCCAAGACGCGGCUGAGCUCGCCCAGGGGGGGCAGCAGUAGCCGGAGGAAGCCGCCGCCGGCCCCCCCCAGCACCAGCGCCCCGGGCCGGGGGGGGCGAGGAGGCGGGGGCGGCAGGACGGGGGGCGGGGGCGGCGGCGGCCACCUGGCCCGGACCACCGCGGCCCGGAGGGCCGUCAACAAAGUGGUGUACGAUGACCACGAGAGCGAGGAGGAGGAGGAAGAGGAGGACAUGGUCUCCGAGGAGGAGGAGGAGGAGGACGGCGACGCCGAGGAGACCCAGGAUUCUGAGGACAACGAGGAGGAUGAGAUGGAGGAGGACGACGAUGACUCCGAUUAUCCGGAGGAGAUGGAAGACGACGACGACGACGACGCCAGUUACUGCACAGAAAGCAGCUUCAGGAGCCAUAGUACCUACAGCAGCACUCCAGGUAGGCGAAAACCAAGAGUACAUCGGCCUCGUUCUCCGAUAUUGGAAGAAAAAGACAUCCCACCCCUUGAAUUUCCCAAGUCCUCUGAGGAUUUAAUGGUGCCUAAUGAGCAUAUAAUGAAUGUCAUUGCCAUUUACGAGGUACUGCGGAACUUUGGCACUGUUUUGAGAUUAUCUCCUUUUCGCUUUGAGGACUUUUGUGCAGCUCUGGUGAGCCAAGAGCAGUGCACACUCAUGGCAGAGAUGCACGUUGUGCUUUUGAAAGCAGUUCUGCGUGAAGAAGACACUUCCAAUACUACCUUUGGACCUGCUGAUCUGAAAGAUAGUGUUAAUUCCACACUGUAUUUCAUAGAUGGGAUGACGUGGCCAGAGGUGCUGCGAGUGUACUGCGAGAGUGAUAAGGAGUACCAUCACGUUCUUCCUUACCAAGAGGCAGAGGACUACCCAUAUGGACCAGUAGAGAACAAGAUCAAAGUUCUACAGUUUUUAGUCGAUCAGUUUCUUACAACAAAUAUUGCUCGAGAGGAAUUGAUGUCUGAAGGGGUGAUACAGUAUGAUGACCAUUGUAGGGUUUGUCACAAACUUGGGGAUUUGCUUUGCUGUGAGACAUGUUCAGCAGUAUACCAUUUGGAAUGUGUGAAGCCCCCUCUUGAGGAGGUGCCAGAGGACGAGUGGCAGUGUGAAGUCUGUGUAGCACACAAGGUGCCUGGUGUGACUGACUGUGUUGCUGAAAUCCAAAAAAAUAAACCAUAUAUUCGACAUGAACCUAUCGGAUAUGAUAGAAGUCGGAGGAAAUACUGGUUCUUGAACCGAAGACUCAUAAUAGAAGAAGAUACAGAAAAUGAAAAUGAAAAGAAGAUUUGGUACUACAGCACAAAGGUCCAACUUGCAGAAUUAAUUGACUGUCUAGACAAAGAUUAUUGGGAAGCAGAACUCUGCAAAAUUCUAGAAGAAAUGCGUGAAGAAAUCCACCGACACAUGGACAUAACUGAAGACCUGACCAAUAAGGCUCGGGGCAGUAACAAAUCCUUUCUGGCGGCAGCUAAUGAAGAAAUUUUGGAAUCCAUAAGAGCCAAAAAGGGAGACAUUGAUAGUGUUAAAAGCCCAGAAGAAACAGAGAAAGACAAGAAUGAGACUGAGAAUGACUCUAAAGAUGCUGAGAAAAACAGAGAAGAAUUUGAAGACCAGUCCCUUGAAAAAGACAGUGACGACAAAACACUAGAUGAUGACCCUGAGCAAGGAAAAUCUGAGGAGCCAACAGAAGUUGGGGAUAAAGGUAACUCUGUGUCAGCAAAUCUUGGCGACAACACAACAAAUGCAUCUUCAGAAGAGACUAGUCCCUCUGAAGGGAGGAGCCCCGUGGGGUGUCUCUCAGAAACCCCCGAUAGCAGCAACAUGGCAGAGAAGAAGGUGGCAUCUGAGCUCCCCCAGGAUGUGCCAGAAGAACCUAACAAGACAUGUGAGAGCAGUAACAUUAGUGCUACCACUACCUCCAUCCAGCCUAAUCUGGAAAACAGUAACAGCAGCAGUGAACUAAAUUCUUCCCAGAGUGAAUCUGCUAAGGCAGCUGAUGAUCCUGAAAAUGGAGAAAGAGAAUCUCAUACACCUGUCUCUAUUCAGGAAGAGAUAGGUGAUUUCAAAUCGGAGAAGUCCAACGGGGAGCUAAGCGAAUCUCCUGGAGCUGGAAAAGGAGCAUCUGGCUCAACUCGAAUCAUCACCAGAUUGCGGAAUCCAGAUAGCAAACUUAGUCAGCUGAAGAGCCAGCAGGUGGCAGCUGCUGCACAUGAAGCAAAUAAAUUAUUUAAGGAGGGCAAAGAGGUACUGGUAGUCAACUCUCAAGGAGAAAUUUCACGGUUGAGCACCAAAAAGGAAGUGGUCAUGAAAGGAAAUAUCAACAAUUAUUUUAAAUUGGGUCAAGAAGGGAAGUAUCGCGUCUACCACAAUCAAUACUCCACCAAUUCAUUUGCUUUGAAUAAGCACCAGCACAGAGAAGAUCAUGAUAAGAGAAGGCAUCUUGCACAUAAAUUCUGUCUGACUCCAGCAGGAGAGUUCAAAUGGAACGGUUCUGUCCAUGGGUCCAAAGUUCUUACCAUAUCUACUCUGAGACUGACUAUCACCCAAUUAGAAAACAACAUCCCUUCAUCCUUUCUUCAUCCCAACUGGGCAUCACAUAGGGCAAAUUGGAUCAAGGCAGUUCAGAUGUGUAGCAAACCCAGAGAAUUUGCAUUGGCUUUAGCCAUUUUGGAGUGUGCAGUUAAACCAGUUGUGAUGCUACCAAUAUGGCGAGAAUCUUUAGGACAUACCAGGUUACACCGGAUGACAUCAAUUGAAAGAGAAGAAAAGGAGAAAGUCAAAAAAAAAGAGAAAAAACAGGAAGAAGAAGAAACGAUGCAGCAAGCGACAUGGGUAAAAUACACAUUUCCAGUUAAGCAUCAGGUUUGGAAACAAAAAGGUGAAGAGUACAGAGUGACAGGAUAUGGUGGUUGGAGCUGGAUUAGUAAAACUCAUGUUUAUAGGUUUGUUCCUAAAUUGCCAGGCAAUACUAAUGUGAAUUACAGAAAGUCGUUAGAAGGAACCAAAAAUAAUAUGGAUGAAAAUAUGGAUGAGUCAGAUAAAAGAAAAUGUUCACGAAGUCCAAAAAAAAUAAAAAUAGAGCCUGAUUCUGAAAAAGAUGAGGUAAAAGAUUCAGAUGCUGCAAAAGGAGCAGACCAAAGUGAAAUGGAUAUCUCAAAGAUUACUGAGAAGAAGGACCAAGAUGUGAAGGAGCUUUUAGAUUCUGACAGUGAUAAACCCUGCAAGGAAGAACCAAUGGAAAUAGACGAUGACGUGAAAACAGAGUCACAUGUAAAUUGUCAGGAGAGUUCUCAAGUAGAUGUGGUCAAUGUUAGUGAGGGUUUUCAUCUAAGGACUAGUUACAAAAAGAAAACAAAAUCAUCCAAACUAGAUGGACUUCUUGAAAGGAGAAUUAAACAGUUUACACUGGAAGAAAAACAGCGACUCGAAAAAAUCAAGUUGGAGGGUGGAAUUAAGGGUAUAGGAAAGGCUUCUACAAAUUCUUUAAAAAAUCUCUCUGAAUCACCAGUAAUAACAAAAGCAAAAGAAGGGUGUCAGAGUGACUUGAUGAGACAAGAACAGAGCCCGAAUGCAAAUAAUGAUCAACCUGAGGACUUGAUUCAGGGAUGUUCAGAAAGUGAUUCCUCAGUUCUUAGAAUGAGUGAUCCUAGUCAUACCACAAACAAACUUUAUCCAAAAGAUCAAGUGUUAGAUGAUGUCUCCAUUCGGAGCCCAGAAACAAACUGUCAGAAACAAAAUUCCAUUGAAAAUGACAUAGAAGAAAAAGACUCUGGCCCUGCCAGUAAAGGCCAGGAACCCAGUAAGAGUAAAACAAAAGGAAGUGAUUUUUUCAUCGAUGACUCUAAACUAGCCAAUGCAGAUGAUAUUGGUACUUUGAUCUAUAAGAAAAAAAUGCUCAUACAGGAGGAAAGUGACACCAUUGUUUCUUCUUCCAAGAGUGCUUUACAUUCAUCAGUGCCUAAAAGUGCCAAUGACAGAGAUGCCACACCUCUGUCAAAAGCAAUGGACUUUGAAGGAAAACUGGGAUGUGACUCUGAAUCUAAUAGCACUUUGGAAAAUAGUUCUGAUACCAUGUGUAUUCAGGAUAGCAGUGAAGAAGAUAUGAUUGUUCAGAAUAGCAAUGAAAGUAUUUCUGAACAGUUCAGAACUCAAGAACAAGGUAUUGAAGGCUUGGAGCCAUUAAAAUGUGAAUUGGUUUCUGAAAAGUCCACUGGAAACUGUGAGGACAGGCUGCCGGGUAAGGUAACUGAAGCAAAUGGUAAAAAACCAAGUCAGCAGAAGAAAUUAGAGGAGAGAGCAGUUAAUAAAUGUAGUGAUCAAAUAAAGCUAAAAAGUAACACUGACAAAAAGAAUAAUGAAAAUCGAGAGUCUGAAAAGAAAGGACAGAGAACAAGUACAUUUCAAAUAAAUGGAAAAGAUAAUAAACCCAAAAUAUAUUUGAAAGGUGAAUGCUUGAAAGAAAUUUCUGAGAGUAAAGUAGUAAGUGGUAAUGUUGAACCAAAGGUUAAUAAUAUAAAUAAAAAAAUCCCUGAGAAUGAUAUUAAAUCAUUGACUGUUAAAGAAUCUGCUAUAAGGCCAUUCAUUAAUGGUGAUGUCAUCAUGGAAGAUUUUAAUGAAAGAAACAGCUCCGAAACAAAAUCACGUUUACUGAGUUCUUCAGAUGCUGAAGGUAACUACCGAGAUAGCCUUGAGACCCUGCCGUCAACCAAAGAGUCUGACAGUACACAGACGACCAUACCUUCAGCAUCUUGUCCAGAAAGCAAUUCAAUUAAUCAGGUAGAAGAUAUGGAAAUAGAAACCUCAGAAGUUAAGAAAGUUACUUCAUCACCUAUUACUUCUGGAGAGGAAUCUAAUCUCAGUAAUGACUUUAUUGAUGAAAAUGGUCUGCCCAUCAACAAAAAUGAAAAUGUCAAUGGAGAAUCUAAAAGAAAAACCGUCAUCACAGAAGUCACCACGAUGACCUCCACAGUGGCCACAGAAUCAAAAACUGUGAUCAAGGUAGAAAAAGGUGAUAAGCAAACUGUGGUUUCUUCCACAGAAAAUUGUGCAAAAUCCACUGUCACAACCACCACUACAACGGUGACCAAGCUUUCCACACCCUCCACAGGCAGCAGUGUAGACAUCAUCUCUGUAAAGGAGCAGAGCAAAACCGUGGUCACCACAACAGUGACAGACUCCCUGACCACCACGGGAGGCACGCUGGUUACAUCUAUGACUGUGAGCAAAGAGUAUUCCACACGAGACAAAGUGAAACUGAUGAAAUUUUCAAGACCAAAGAAGACUCGUUCAGGUACAGCUCUGCCAUCCUAUAGAAAAUUUGUUACCAAGAGCAGCAAGAAGAGCAUUUUUGUUUUGCCUAAUGAUGACUUAAAAAAGUUGGCCCGAAAAGGAGGAAUCCGAGAGGUCCCUUAUUUUAAUUACAAUGCAAAACCUGCUUUGGAUAUAUGGCCAUAUCCUUCUCCUAGACCGACGUUUGGCAUCACUUGGAGGUAUAGACUUCAGACAGUAAAGUCCUUAGCUGGAGUGAGCCUGAUGUUACGGUUACUGUGGGCAAGUUUGAGAUGGGAUGACAUGGCGGCCAAGGCUCCUCCAGGAGGAGGGACUACACGGACAGAAACAUCUGAAACUGAAAUCACAACAACAGAAAUAAUUAAGAGGAGAGACGUUGGUCCUUACGGCAUUCGAUCUGAAUAUUGUAUCAGGAAAAUCAUUUGUCCCAUUGGAGUUCCAGAAACACCAAAAGAAACACCUACACCUCAGAGGAAAGGCCUUCGAUCAAGUGCACUGCGACCAAAGAGACCAGAAACGCCCAAGCAAACUGGCCCUGUUAUUAUUGAAACCUGGGUAGCAGAAGAAGAGCUGGAAUUGUGGGAGAUCAGGGCAUUUGCUGAGAGAGUGGAGAAAGAAAAGGCACAAGCAGUUGAGCAACAGGCUAAGAAACGACUGGAGCAGCAGAAGCCGACAGUGAUUGCAACUUCCACUACUUCGCCAACAAACAGUACAACCAGUACCAUCUCUCCAGCACAGAAGGUUAUGGUGGCCCCCAUAAGUGGCUCCGUUACAACUGGAACCAAAAUGGUACUAACUACUAAAGUUGGAUCUCCAGCUACAGUAACAUUCCAACAAAACAAGAACUUUCAUCAAACCUUUGCUACGUGGGUUAAGCAAGGCCAGUCAAAUUCAGCCACCAGCACAGCUGCCACAUCUGCUACAACCAUUGCCAGCACAGGUCAGACGUUCCAAAUUACAGGCAAUCCAGUCACUAUGGCAGGAAAAGUAAUUACCAAACUGCCACUUCCUGCAAACAGCAAGAUUGUCGCUGUAAAUGUGCCAGCAACACAAGGAGGCGUUGUUCAAGUACAGCAGAAAGUCCUGGGUAUCAUUCCAUCAAGUACAGGUACCAGUCAGCAAACCUUUACUUCAUUCCAGCCCAGGACAGCAACAGUCACAAUUAGGCCCAAUACCUCAGGCUCUGGAGGAACCACAAGCAAUUCACAAGUAAUCACAGGGCCUCAGAUUCGCCCUGGUAUGACCGUGAUUAGAACACCACUCCAACAGUCAACACUAGGAAAGGCAAUUAUUCGAACACCUGUGAUGGUACAGCCAGGUGCUCCUCAGCAAGUGAUGACUCAAAUCAUCAGGGGACAGCCUGUCUCCACUGCAAUCUCCACCCCUAACACAGUUUCCUCAACACCUGGGCAGAAAAGCUUAACUUCAGCAACAUCCACUUCAAAUAUACAGUCUUCAGCCUCACAACCCCCUCGCCCUCAACAAGGACAAGUGAAGCUCACCAUGGCUCAACUCACUCAGUUAACACAGGGCCACGGUGGCAAUCAAGGUUUGACAGUAGUAAUUCAAGGACAAGGUCAAACUACUGGACAGUUGCAGUUGAUACCUCAAGGGGUGACUGUACUCCCAGGCCCAGGCCAGCAGCUAAUGCAAGCUGCAAUGCCAAAUGGUACUGUUCAGCGAUUCCUCUUUACCCCAUUGGCAACAACAGCCACCACAGCCAGCACCACCACCACCACUGUUUCCACGACAGCAGCAGGUACAGGUGAACAAAGGCAGAGUAAACUGUCACCCCAGACACAGGUACAUCAAGACAAAACCCUGCCAUCAGCUCAGUCAUCAAGUGUGGGUCCGGCAGAAGCCCAGCCACAGACUGCUCAGCCUUCAGCUCAGCCCCAGCCCCAAACCCAGCCCCAGUCCCCAGCUCAGCCUGAAGUUCAGACUCAGCCUGAAGUUCAGACCCAAACAACUGUUUCAUCCCAUGUCCCUUCUGAAGCACAACCCACCCACGCACAGUCAUCCAAGCCCCAAGUUGCAGCACAGUCUCAGCCUCAAAGUAAUGUCCAAGGACAGUCUCCUGUUCGUGUCCAAAGUCCAUCACAGACUCGAAUACGUCCAUCAACUCCAUCCCAACUGUCUCCUGGACAACAAUCCCAGGUUCAGACUACAACCUCACAACCGAUUCCAAUUCAACCACAUACAUCUCUUCAGAUACCUUCCCAAGGCCAGCCACAAUCACAACCCCAGGUACAGUCUUCAACUCAAACUCUUUCAUCAGGACAAACUUUAAAUCAAGUUACUGUUUCAUCCCCAUCCCGUCCUCAGCUACAAAUACAGCAGCCACAGCCCCAAGUCAUUGCUGUGCCUCAGCUGCAACAACAAGUCCAGGUUCUCUCUCAGAUCCAGUCACAGGUUGUGGCUCAGAUACAGGCUCAGCAAAGUGGUGUGCCCCAGCAAAUCAAACUCCAGUUACCUAUCCAAAUUCAGCAAAGCAGUGCUGUGCAGACUCACCAGAUUCAGAAUGUGGUUACAGUGCAGGCAGCCAGUGUGCAAGAGCAGUUGCAAAGGGUUCAGCAACUCAGGGAUCAGCAGCAAAAGAAGAAACAGCAACAGAUAGAAAUUAAGCGUGAACACACCCUCCAAGCUUCUAAUCAAAGUGAAAUCAUUCAGAAACAGGUGGUGAUGAAGCAUAAUGCUGUAAUAGAACAUUUAAAACAGAAAAAGAGCAUGACUCCAGCUGAAAGAGAAGAGAAUCAAAGAAUGAUUGUCUGUAACCAGGUGAUGAAGUAUAUUUUGGAUAAGAUAGAUAAAGAAGAAAAACAGGCAGCAAAAAAACGGAAGCGUGAAGAGAGUGUGGAGCAGAAACGUAGCAAGCAGAAUGCCACUAAGCUGUCAGCUCUGCUCUUCAAGCACAAAGAGCAGCUCAGAGCCGAGAUCCUGAAGAAGAGAGCACUCCUGGACAAGGAUCUGCAAAUUGAAGUGCAGGAAGAGCUGAAGAGAGACCUGAAAAUUAAGAAAGAAAAAGACCUGAUGCAGGUGGCUCAGGCCACAGCAGUAGCUGCACCCUGCCCCCCAGUGACACCAGCUCCUCCAGCCCCUCCAGCCCCUCCACCUUCACCUCCCCCUCCACCUGCUGUGCAACACACAGGCCUUCAGUCCACACCCACCUUACCUGCUGCUUCCCAGAAGAGGAAGCGGGAAGAGGAAAAAGACUCAAGCUCAAAGUCCAAGAAAAAGAAAAUGAUCUCUACUACCUCAAAGGAAACUAAGAAGGACACAAAGCUUUACUGUAUCUGUAAAACGCCUUAUGAUGAAUCUAAGUUCUAUAUUGGCUGUGAUCUUUGUACUAACUGGUAUCAUGGAGAAUGUGUUGGCAUCACAGAAAAGGAGGCUAAGAAAAUGGAUGUGUACAUCUGUAAUGAUUGUAAACGGGCACAAGAGGGCAGCAGUGAGGAAUUGUACUGUAUCUGCAGAACACCUUAUGAUGAGUCACAAUUUUAUAUUGGCUGUGAUCGGUGUCAGAAUUGGUACCAUGGGCGCUGCGUUGGCAUCUUGCAAAGUGAGGCAGAGCUCAUUGAUGAGUAUGUCUGUCCACAGUGCCAGUCAACAGAGGAUGCCAUGACAGUGCUCACGCCACUAACAGAGAAGGAUUAUGAGGGGUUGAAGAGGGUGCUCCGUUCCUUACAGGCCCAUAAGAUGGCCUGGCCUUUCCUUGAACCAGUAGACCCUAAUGAUGCACCAGAUUAUUAUGGUGUUAUUAAGGAACCUAUGGACCUUGCCACCAUGGAAGAAAGAGUACAAAGACGAUAUUAUGAAAAGCUGACGGAAUUUGUGGCUGAUAUGACCAAAAUUUUUGAUAACUGUCGUUACUACAAUCCAAGUGACUCCCCGUUUUACCAGUGUGCAGAAGUUCUUGAAUCAUUCUUUGUACAGAAAUUGAAAGGCUUCAAAGCUAGCAGGUCUCAUAACAACAAACUGCAGUCUACAGCUUCUUAAAGUUCAGCGUGUUAACCUAACAUAAAACACAGCAAGAAUCUGGUUGUCUGAACUAUUUUAAAUUAAGGAGCCAGAUGUUUUUAGUCAGGCUAUCCUGACAAGACUUGACCUAAACUUCGUUUUUAUUGGUCAUAACAGUCCAAUUAUAUUCUUGGCCAAUUUUGUCCAACGGACAAGAAAAAAGCAAAGUCAACGACACCAUUAUCUUGUCAAGAUCAAAUGGUUUUACUAUUGUGGCAGAAGCGAGAAAACUUUGUUUAUUGAAAAAAAAAAGAAAAAGAAAGCAAGAAAAAAAGAUACUAUGGGGUCAAGUGUAACUCCAUGGAAAUGCCACGUCUGCUCUUCAGUGAAGAAGCUGGUUUAGAGUCUCACAGAAAACUUUUGACUGUAUUUAUUUAUUGUUGCAAAAAAGACGCUUUUUUAUUGCUGCCCUCAUUUGUCAGCUGAUUAUUUUUUCUUAUAAAAUCCAGCCCCAGUUACAUAUAAUCAUCUGUAUCUUAUCAUGAUUCCUGUAGGUAAAAGUACAAGACGACCUCUAGAUGUCUUUUCUUUCUAUGAAAGGAGCUGCUAUGUACACAUGUGCACACACACACAACUGGGAAUCAACAAUGAGUUUAUUGAUCAUGGUAGAUUAAAGUUAAGCAUAAAGGUUGGGCUAAGUGGUCCUGGACUACAGACUCUGUUGCCUUGAAUAUAACAGUACAAUUUGUCAAUUACUCCGCACCAGGCUAAAAUGAGUAAAAUCUAUUUGAAGGUAUCUUGUUUGUAAACAUUUGUCAGAUUCUAAUUUUUUUCUUUUGUAUUAAAAUUCAACUAUGGAUGUAUAUGAAACAAAAUAAAUGGAGAUAAUUUUUCUCCCACAGACAGAGGUGUCUUUGAAUGUGCGCUAAUGAUUAUCUGUAAGCCUUUGUGGGGAGGGAGGGCUGCAAGGUCAUGAAAGGCAGAAGAAUCUAAUUGUGCCUGGAUUUCUCCAGGACAGCAGUGGCCUCUCGUUUUAUCAUUCCCAGUCCAUUGUCAUCACGUCAGAGAAAAAUCUUCAGGGGUGCUAAUCCUGUUGCAUCAGUUGAUCAUACUAACGAAAAAGGUAAUGUGACAAGAUACACAUUGCCUUCAUCUGUACAUUCUGUGAUACCAGGCAAAUUACCAAUUACAGACAGCUACUUAUAUUUUAUGAAGGGCAUUUUUUAGAUGACCUCAUCCUCUGUGUUAUUUGUUGAUUGGGUUUGUUUUCUGUUUUUUGGUUUGUUUGUUUCUUCCAGGUAAGGAAAAGUAGUGUAAACAGUAGCGAGAAAAUGGAAACCACAGAGGAAGAUGUAUUUUGCAUGUUUUUCCUUUCAAUGUUCUUACACGUUGUAUCACUGCAUUGUGCUAACAGCUUCUAUAAAAUCUGCCAUAGUUGGAUUAUGCAGCUUUGCAAAAAUUUUACUAGAUUUUGCACUAACUCAUAUUAGCUUUGUCCUACCAACUUCUGGAAUUUAUCUAAUUAUUGUUUUUAAAAGUUUCUUUCCUUUUAAUGUUUCCCUGCUAUGCAAAACCUUUCCCAGACCUCAGUUUCUUAAAAGAAAGAUGUUGCUACAGUUCCCGAUUCUUUCUUAUUACAGGCUCAGGUGUACAGGUUAUUCUGGGUUAAUUUUAUCUAAUGAAGCCCAUUCCUUUUUGUACAUAAAGAUGUCACUUAAACCUAUGCUUACAAACUAAAGAGACUAAUCGCUCAAUACGAAAACAUGAAAACAUUUUUGCUUAAAGUAUUAAGAUGGAAGUAGUUAAAUAUGGAUUAUUUUGUCCUUUUACUGUUUUAAAAAAUGUUAAAUAUUGUAUGCACUGUGCUGAUGCAAGAAUUCUACAUUUUAAUGAAUUAUAAAAUUAUUCUGCAUCUCAUCACGUCACAGUAUUUCUGUACUAUUUAUUCAUAUAUAUAUAAAUAUAUAUGGGCUUAAUCAUUUAAAAUUUGUUGCAGCAAGAACUUUCCUACCUGUAGGCAAUAGAUUGCUAUGUUUUUAACAAAUUGUGGCAAAUUCUAAACAGCAAUUCUUUUGUACGUAAUAGGACAUUUCAUCCUAGAAAAAUAAAGUAAUGUUUCUGACAUUG
Nomascus leucogenys (northern white-cheeked gibbon) is the source of this 11758-nucleotide messenger RNA. RefSeq names its product bromodomain PHD finger transcription factor (gene BPTF). Gene Ontology annotation, molecular function: RNA polymerase II cis-regulatory region sequence-specific DNA binding. Lineage: Eukaryota; Metazoa; Chordata; Mammalia; Primates; Hylobatidae. Gene Ontology annotation, cellular component: NURF complex. The record is from RefSeq and is a predicted model, not a curated record. Gene Ontology annotation, biological process: regulation of transcription by RNA polymerase II.